CAAAACAAUCCAUCGACGUCCUGAAAACUGUUUGUAGCUCAACCGACGACUUCGGCUUUUUUCCCGCAGACACUGUUGCUAUGGAACCUGGAGCUAACGCGCAGACACCUCCAAGGUGACCCGAAUCAUGGCAUUGACCACUUGGAAGGCGUUUCCCUUCUUCAACGUCUCCCAAGUUCCCGUGCCCGCAGAUGAGGAUGGCUCUUACGUCUUUGACUCAGAUAUCGUCUCGCUCGCCACCGGCUCCGAUUCCCUUUUUCUCGGCUCAUCCAAUGGCACCGUUCGUGUACUGUCCAGGGCCCUGAAAGUCGUGCGCACCUUUACCGCUUCCGACACACCAGAUGGUACGAUAUCCCAUAUCCACCACGUCCCCGACACCUCGUACCUCAUCACACUUGCCGAAAACCUGUCAACAGAGCCUGCGCUGAAGGUAUGGGCGUUGGACAAGACCGAAAAGAAGACUGGAGCUCCAAAGCUGCUCUGCACCGUGGCCGUCCAGAAUGGAAGGCGUCAGUUUCCGGUAUGUGGGCUCAACCCGUGAUUGAAGUAUUAUAUUGAUCAAACCAGAGUUCAGCGCUGGCAGUUCUUGACGACCUGAGUCAAGUCGCCGUCGGUUUCGCCAAUGGCUCGGUCACCGUGAUCAGGGGCGACUUUAUCCACGAUCGAGGCACAAAACAAAGGACCGUCUACGAAUCAGAAGAUCCCAUCACAGGGCUCGAGCUACGACAGGGUACAACCAAAACACUGUAUAUUGCCAACACCGCGCGAAUAUGUAGCCUGAUCAUCUCGGGCAAAGGCCAGGGCCAACCAGUCCGGACAGUCGACAAUAGGGGUGUCAUUGUUGGAUGCAUGACCCAGGACCCAGAAACUGGAGACAUCGUUGUGGCGAGAGAGGAUGCCAUCUACUACUAUGGUCCCAACGGCCGAGGGCCUAGUUAUGCAUUUGAGGGUCCGAAGAAAAUCAUCAAAGUCUUCAAAGAAUAUGUCGGCCUGAUAUGUCCUCCGAGGGUGGCACAGGUCUCGAAGUCCAAGACAUUCAGGCGCCUCGGAGGCGACGAGAUUGAUGAACUGUUCAGCAGCUCCUCUUUUACUCUUCUCGAUACCGACCUCAAGUAUAUUGCUCAUACAGAAUCCCUGCCAGCUCAAGUCAAGGAUGUUUUUGUGGAAUGGGGUGAACUCUUUCUGCUGACCAUGGAUGGAAAGCUGUACAGGUACCAAGAGAAGACUUUGCAGCAGAAACUCGACAUCCUCUACCAACGAAACCUUUACAUCCAUGCCAUAAAUCUCGCUCAAAAGUUCGGUGCUGAUAAAGUCCAACAAAACAUCAUUUUCAGGAAAUAUGGAGACUACUUGUAUCAAAAGGGCGACUUCGACACAGCCAUGCAGCAGUAUCUUAGAGCCAUCGACAAUACUGAGCCUUCCCAAGUCAUCCGAAGGUUUCUUGACACGCAGCGAAUCCACAAUCUCAUCGACUAUCUCGAAGAACUGCACGACCACGACCGGGCAACCGCCGACCACACUACAUUGUUGCUAAAUUGCUACGCAAAGCUCAAAGACACAGAGAAGCUUGAUACGUUUAUUCGCACGCCUGGAAGUGCCAAGUUUGACGUAGAGACUGCUAUAACAAUGUGUCGACAGGGCGGAUAUUUCGAGCAAGCUGCGUAUCUUGCGACAAAGCACGGCGAGAAUGAAGUCGUGAUUGAUAUCUUGAUCGAGGACUUGAAGAAAUACGCCGAAGCGUUACAGUACAUUUGGCGCCUCGAACCAGAAACAGCGUAUCCAGUGUUGAUGAAAUAUGCACGAAGUCUGAUUGAACACUGCCCUGAUGAGGCUACCAAGCUUUUCGUCGAAUACUACACUGGACGCUACAAACCCAAGGAAGACGUGCCGGCUGUCGCUGAAGUACAAGCUCAGACCGGUGGAGGCACCUUCCAGAGUCUCUCGGCGCUAUGGACGCUGCCAUUUAUGCAACGACCCAAGGGUGAAUCUGAGCAGACGACACAAACAAUCCCAGAACAAGCUGAGUCGUCAGACAACGAUAUCAGCCAGCCCCCGGCGUAUCCAAUCCCACGGCCCCGAACUGCCUUUUCUUCCUUCCUUGCCCAUCCCAACCAAUUUAUCACUUUCCUCGAGGCACUGAUUCAGCAAGACAAUCUGAGCAAGCAAGAUUUGACGGACUUGUCUACGACGCUGUUCGAGAUGUAUCUUGAGAAUUCCAAUGCCGCAAGCGACGCUACUUCCAAGACCCAAUGGCAGGCGAAGGCAACAGGCCUGAUCGCUGACAGCAAGAGCGCUGAAGGAGCGACUAUCGAUACGUCCAACGUUCUUCUUCUGUCGUCGCUGUCGAGAUUUUCUAUAGGCACGACGCUGGUACGAGAGCGAGCCGGGUUGUAUGCUGAUAUUUUCAGGUCGUAUACCUCGGCCAAGGACACUUCUGGGGCGAUAUCAGCUCUCCGGAAGUAUGGAACUGAAGACCCAAGCUUGUACCCGUUGGCCUUGGGGUAUUUUUCUUCUUCGGCGGAGGUUCUCAAUGAAGCAGGGGUCAAAGAGGAGCUUCAGAAUGUGCUCCGACGCAUCAAUGAGGAUAACCUGAUGGCACCACUCCAGGUGGUCAAGGUUCUGUCACAGGGUGGAGGAGUGACCAUGGGAAUGGUCAAAUCCUACCUGUCAGAGAAUAUUUCGCGGGAAAGAAGGGAGAUCCAGACAAAUCGAAAAUUGAUUGAAUCGUAUCGAACUGAGACGGCGGCGAAGAAAGCCGAGUUGUCGGAUCUAGAGACGAAGCCAGUGGUGUUUCAAGCACGGCGAUGCUCGUCUUGUGGUCGAAAUCUGACGCUACCUACGGUGCACUUUAUGUGCAAGCACUCGUUCCAUCAAGAAUGCCUGAACAAACCAGGAAUUGGGAUGGACGCAGAUGACAAAGUUGAAUGUGCGAUUUGCAAGCCUGGGAACGAUACCAUCAAGGCCAUCCGCAGACAACAGGUUGAGAGCACGGAGCAGCAUGAUUUGUUCAAGGCUGCGUUAUCUCGAAGCACAAAUCGAUUUGGUACCGUGAGUGAAUUCUUUGGGAGAGGAGUCAUGAAUGCUGUGGUUCCUGCAGGAGAGUGAGGAAUUGUGUUGUCGUGGAGUUGGAAAGAGUUCAGAGACCAGGCUGUGGCCAUAGGGGUACCGGCAUUAUAACGAUUACUGUUUUUUACGAGCAUCAGAGAGCCUACCGGCAGCCAAGUGACAUGAGCUAAGGGUCAAGUUUUAAUCUGAUAACACGUGGUUGUGGUGCACCGAUGUGCAAUUGAGAAAUGAAACCUCCGGAGACAUACCAUCCGAGUCGUCCAACGCUGUCUAACGCUGCACUGCCCUUGGAUCCUGGGUCCUGGAGUCCUGGGUAGUUCAGCUGGCGGUAAGCAGCAAGCGUUUGGUCAGUGACGGUGAAUUUUGCAAUGAUGGGGCGCUCAAGCUAGGAUUAGGAUGAUGGAUCGGGUGACACUCGCAUGAGAUGAUGGAAUGUGUGACCCCAUAUGGAGACUUUUAGGCGUCAAGACAUGGUUGUUAGGUGGGGUCGACACCUAAAAUGACAGCCUACAUUUAACAAUAAGCACGUUUUCGGCUGGUGGAGUGGCGACAGGCUUAGGAUGGAGCCGGCUGAACAGGCACGUGUCUGUCCUCGGUGCCUUCUGUGCUCCUAUAGCUAAAAAAGAAAUGCAAGGGUUACAGGUGGCACAGAUGGUUGCCUGAGACAAAAUACUACCUACCUUAGGCUUCUGAAAAUAUUGUUGCCACACGUACACAGAGUUUGAGUACUGAGUGGGUGAUUGUUUUUAGGCGCUUCUCGCCCCAAUAGACUGUUCCUGUUGUGC
Messenger RNA from Exophiala mesophila, 3851 nucleotides. RefSeq lists its product as hypothetical. The coding region runs from base 850 to 3105 and encodes 751 amino acids. The transcript is spliced from 3 exons. Gene Ontology annotation, molecular function: protein binding; protein-macromolecule adaptor activity. NCBI's taxonomy places the organism in Eukaryota, Fungi, Ascomycota, Eurotiomycetes, Chaetothyriales, Herpotrichiellaceae. Gene Ontology annotation, biological process: endosome organization; intracellular protein transport; vesicle-mediated transport. The record is from RefSeq and is a predicted model, not a curated record. Gene Ontology annotation, cellular component: HOPS complex; endosome.